CUCCACUUUCUAACUUCCCAUACACUCUGUCUCGACAUGGCGUAGGGAUUUUGAGGGUCGGAGGGCUGAUAUUGUAGUGGAAAAGGUUAAAAGUGUAUCAUAUAAACGUCUCAAGUUUUUGUUUUGGUGAAUUUGGAAACUUCUAUCGUGGGAAUUGUAAAGUUGUUUCAAAGUUUGGGGUUCAGAGCGAGCAAGGAAGAUGAUGUCAGAUGCCAGCGACAUGUUGGCAGCAGCUCUGGAGCAGAUGGAUGGGAUUAUAGCAGGCUCCAAGGCUCUGGACUACUCCAACGGGCUGUUUGACUGCCAGUCCCCCACCUCUCCCUUCCUGGGCAGUCUGCGUGCCCUCCACCUGCUGGAGGACCUGCGUGGGGUGCUGGACGUGAUGGACACGGAGGAGAGGGAGGGGCUACGCUGCCAGAUACCUGACGCCACGGCUGACAGCCUGGCCGAGUGGCUGCAGGGGCACCUGUCCAAUGGGCACAUGUCCAUGGGGCAACACACCUACCAGGUGCGUCUGUCUAGGCUGGAGAGUGACAAGGAGUCCCUGGUCCUCCAGGUGAGCGUGCUGACAGACCAGGUGGAGGCGCAGGGAGAGAAGAUCAGGGACCUGGACAUGUGCUUAGACGAAAACCGGGAGAAACUCAACGCCACGGAGGAGAUGCUCCAGCAGGAGCUCCUGUGCAGGUCAACGCUGGAGAACCAGAAGAUGGACCUCAUAGCCGAGGUGUCCAACCUCAAGAUGAAGCUGAACUCCUUGGAGAAGGAUAGUCUGGACAUCGAUGACCGGUUCAGGGACAGUGAGGACCUGGUCCUGGAGAUCAACGAGCUGAGAUACAGAGUGACAGAGAUGGAGAACGAAAGACUACAGUAUGAGAAAAAGCUCCGAUCUACAAAGGAGGAGCUGGGUGUACUGAGGAGACAGCUGGAGGAGCGAGCCGGAGACCUGAGGAGGGGCCAGGAUCAGAUGGGCUUCAGAGCUCCUGGAGGUCUGGGCAGCACAGAGAGAGUCUCCCACCCAGACGACACUCUUAAACAGAGGCUGAAAGAGAAACAUGUGGAGGUGCAGAGAAUGAAGAAGGCCGUGGAGUCCCUGAUGGCGGCCAACGAAGAGAAGGAUCGGAAGAUCGAGGAACUGCGGCAGUCUCUCCUGAGAUACAACAAGGUCCAGGACAUGGUGAUGUCCCUGCAGGCCAAGAAAGAGAGAACCGGAGACGGAGAGGGCGAGGAGGCGCUCGACGGCUCCAUCUCUAUGGCGAUGGCCCGCGCGGUUGCCAUGGAGCUGGAGCGGGAGGGGCUGGCGGGUGAGGAGGAAGUGAUCGGAACGAGCCCAGAUGAGCUGGAGAGCCGCCUGACAGUGACGGAAGACCCGUCGCCCAGCCCUCCAGCCAGGCCAGCCUCUGACCCAGACCGGGGGCCAGACCCGGACCCAGCAGGGCCCGACAGGUCCCCUGACGGCACCAGGGCCGGUAGCCAGGACAACCUGGAUGGCAGGAACAGAGAACAGAGGCCUGAGACUCUGCUGUUCCUAAUAAAGAACAAGGCCCGCGAGGAGGUGGCUAAGAUUAGCGACCGGCCUCCCAAGCCCCCCCACUCCUCCCCCUCCUCCCACUCCUCGCCAGGCUCCUCCCCCCGCGCCGCCCCCACAGACGACACAGGAUUCGGGAGCCGGAAGUCCCGCUCCUCCUUCGGCCGGGGCUUCUUCAAGAUCCGGGGGGGCAAGAGGACGGCCAGCGCCCCCAACCUGGCUGAGACGGAGCGCGAGGGCACCGAACAUCUGGACCUGGCGGGCCUGUCCCAGAGGUCGACCACCAGCGACAGCACCCGCACGCUGCCCACCUCCCCCGAGGGGCAGAAGAAGACCAGGGGCAUCAAGAAGCUGUUUGGGAAACUGAGGAGGAGUCAGUCCACGACCUUCAACCUGGACGACAACCUAUCGGAGGGCGAGUUCAGGAGGGGCGGAGUCAGAGCCACAGCAGGCCCCAGACUUGGCUGGUCCAGGGAUCUGCAGAGAAACAAUGAGCUGGAUGCUCCCUUUGCACGGUGGUCGAGGGAGCAGGUGUGUGAUUGGCUGCAGGAGCAGGGCCUGGGCCUGUACCUGAACAUGGCACGCUCCUGGAUCUCGUCAGGCCAGACGCUGCUGCAGGCCUCCCAGCACGACCUGGAGAAGGAGCUGGGAAUCAGGCACACCCUCCACAGGAAGAAGCUGCAGCUGGCUCUGCAGGCUCUGGGUUCCGAGGAAGAAGACGGCAAGGGCCGACUGGACUACAGCUGGGUGACCCGGUGGCUGGAUGACAUCGGCCUGCCUCAGUACAAGACCCAGUUUGACGAGGGCAGGGUGGACGGCCGCGUGCUUCACUACAUGACCGUGGACGACCUGCUGUCCCUGAAGGUGGGCAGUGUUCUCCACCACCUGAGCAUCAAGAGGGCCAUCCAGGUGUUGCGGCUCAACAGCUACGAGCCCAACUGUCUUCGACGCAGGCCUUCCGACGAGAACAACAUCACGCCGGCCGAGGUCUCCCAGUGGACCAACCACCGGGUGAUGGAGUGGCUGAGGUCUGUGGAUCUGGCCGAGUACGCUCCCAACCUGCGGGGCAGCGGCGUGCACGGGGGGCUGAUGGUCCUGGAGCCCAGGUUCAACGUGGAGACCAUGGCCCUGCUGCUCAACAUUCCCCCCAACAAGACGCUGCUGCGCCGGCACCUGGCCACGCACUUCGGCCUGCUGGUGGGCACCGAGGCCCAGCAGAGCAAACAGGAGUGUCUGGAGAACCCAGACUACUCUCUGCUCACCGCCACCGCAAAGGUCAAGCCGAGGAAGCUAACAUUUGGUAGCUUCGGGAGGAAGAGGAAGCAGGAUGAGAACGAGGAGUACGUGUGUCCGAUGGACGUGGAGAUGCCCAAGGAGCGCAGCUUCCAGAAGGGCUUCGGGGUGGAGCUUCAAAUCUACGAGGACGACUUCGACCGCCUCGAUCAGAUGGACGACUCGGAGGGCACCGUGAGGCAGAUCGGAGCCUUCUCAGAGGGAAUCCAAAACCUGACUAGCAUGCUGAAAGAUGACGAGUUCUUCAAAGAGAUCUCCAACUCUCCCUGCCUCAGCUUGACCGAUGAUGACUCCAACGCAUGAGGCCUGCGUCAUCGUCGACGUCGUGACAACCUGUGACCUUGUGCAGCCGUGUCCUUUCCCACCAGCAAAGACUCACACACACACACACAUUUACACACACUGUUACACACACAUACACACUCACAUACUCCUCAAGAACCACCUUGUUUAGCAUUACAUUCUUCGAUGAGCCAAAAAAAAAAGUUUUUAAAAUGUUUCAAGAAAAAGGGCAAAAUAGUGUUGGAGAGAAAGAGAAUUGCCACUGUAGUGUGCCUACCAGCUGGUUACUGGAGACAUUCAGACUGACUGUUCUUAUAGGUGCAUAUGUAUGUGUGGGGUUCAGCGUUUCAAUAGUGUCAUCACCCAUCAGGUGACCAUGGAGCAUCCAAUUUCAACAGAGGAAGAGAUCGUGACAAAAUCUAAUAUAUCUUCUUUUUAUAUGCUUCAAGACUUUCAACCCUGUUGGGCUGAAAAAUAAUUUACUCAAAUGUCAUGUACUGUGCAGAGUUUCUACAGGUAAUAACUUCACUGUAAAGUGAAACCCUUGAAUCGCUGCUAUGUUUUGUGCAUUAUAAAGCCUCUAUUUUAAGUGCAAUGUGUGUAUUUUUCCAACAUAUAUUUCCAUACCGUUAACACUCCCAGUAAUAUUUGCAUGCAUUUGCACCAACACAUACCGCAUAGUAACACACUAUAAUAAUACACACAAAUCGAGUUGCAUCUCAUCGCAUGCUGUUCAAGUCUUUCUCAUUGCCGAAAUGGUCGUUCUUUGUACUCCCGCUCUCCUAACAGAAGAUAGCGACUUGUCAUUUCAUGCUUUUUUUAAAGAUUAAAUGAUUGAAGUCAAGUGGACAGUUGCCAGUUAGUGUGGUUCUUUUCAGAUGACCAUAGUGGCAUGUGUAGAGAUGAAACAAUGCCAGAAUGUCUCAAUGUAAAGAUCCUGUUAUGCAAGUCUCAUGACUGAGCAGAGAAAGGUGUUUUUGUGGUGUGCGUUUCUAAAGGCCAAUAAAGUAAUUUAAUCAGU
This is a messenger RNA of Osmerus eperlanus (European smelt), 4121 nucleotides long. It is a transcript of the gene ppfibp1b, whose product is annotated as PPFIA binding protein 1b. Gene Ontology annotation, biological process: neuromuscular junction development. The record is from RefSeq and is a predicted model, not a curated record. Gene Ontology annotation, molecular function: protein binding. Gene Ontology annotation, cellular component: presynaptic active zone. The transcript has 28 exons. Lineage: Eukaryota; Metazoa; Chordata; Actinopteri; Osmeriformes; Osmeridae. Bases 200 to 3121 code for a protein of 973 amino acids.